GUUUAAUAUUGUGUGAAUCAAAAUGAAUAUAAUAAUACAAGUAUUUGGACUCCUUCUCUUAGUCCUCGUUGUGUAUGGCAGUGCGGAAAGCUGUCAGGAAUCGAGGCAACUUGAGUCAAUCUGUGGAAAUUAUUGCUUUAGAGCCAUGAAGCCUAUGUUAGAUUAUACGAAGACUUUAGAGCGACAAAUGACUGAUUUUGCUCAUGAAAAACAAUUUUUGUUGGAGCUGGCAAACACGAAGAAAAUAUUAGAGGCAAAAUUCGAUUUGCAGGAUAAUACGAUCCAACAGAAAUUUAGAGACUUGAGCACUGCAAGUGAACAAAUUUUGCAACAAAUCAAAUCACAGGGUAAACAAGUCGAGCAACAGUUGGAACAUCUUCAUAAAGCGGAGGAAGAUAAGAAGCCAAUACCUGGACCAGCUUAUCAGCGGAUUGGAUCAAAGUAUUAUUAUAUUGAAGAAUCUGAAGAAGUCAAUUGGUUUGUUGCAGUCAACAAAUGUUUUAUCAUAGGUGGACAUUUAAUUAGUAUCGAAAAUCAGGAUGAAUUCAAUGCAAUUAAGGAGAAAUUGCAGACUGAUAAAGAUUAUUGGAUUGGAAUUAGCGAUUUAGCUAAAGAGGGGAAAUACGUUUCGGUUGUCAAGGGUGACGAAGAGGGUUAUUUAAAUUGGCAUGAUGGCGAACCUUAUAAUUAUGAAUCGAGCGAGCACUGCGUUGAAUUAAGAUUUAACGAUAAUAAGCAUCUAAUGAAUGUUGAGAAUUGUGAUACAAAACAAUUGUUUAUUUGCGAGAAGACGCUAAUGUUGUAAGAUUUAAAAAUAUAUAAACUUUAUUCAUUUCUAUGCCAAAUAAAUAAAGAAGUAAA
This is a messenger RNA of Drosophila nasuta, 861 nucleotides long. RefSeq names its product C-type lectin 37Db-like. The transcript is spliced from 2 exons. Bases 23 to 805 code for a protein of 260 amino acids. Lineage: Eukaryota; Metazoa; Arthropoda; Insecta; Diptera; Drosophilidae. The record is from RefSeq and is a predicted model, not a curated record.